Messenger RNA from Ooceraea biroi (clonal raider ant), 2224 nucleotides. It is a transcript of the gene Dolk, whose product is annotated as Dolichol kinase. Gene Ontology annotation, cellular component: endoplasmic reticulum membrane. Gene Ontology annotation, molecular function: dolichol kinase activity. The record is from RefSeq and is a predicted model, not a curated record. Gene Ontology annotation, biological process: dolichyl monophosphate biosynthetic process. Lineage: Eukaryota; Metazoa; Arthropoda; Insecta; Hymenoptera; Formicidae.
GAGAUAAUUGCGAUAUAGAAUGUUGGUAUAUGAGCACCUGACACGCAGUGCGUGCCGCACGCGAGCGACAGUGUGCAUACGUACUAUCAGCGCGUAUCGAUAUCAUGGUGUCAUUCGGAAAAGUGCAGUGGGAAAUAAUAGGAGUCGACGCUAUCUCUCGUGUGUUGAUUAUUCACGAUCAUUUUCCGUGUUCAAAGUACGGUGACGUUAGGCGGCGUGGUCACCCCGAUGCUGUGAAAAGUCAUCUUUUCUAAUCACGAGAGGAAAAUGGAGACGUUGAUUGCACGAUACAAGCAUUUCGAGGAGAAGAUAUUGCAAAAUGUCAAGCGCAAUGGUAUACAACAUCGGCCAAACGCGAGCAGUGGAUUAUGGCUAGGUACUUUGGUUGGCUUGAGUGCCGUGAUCACGAUAUUGAGGGAGGAGAACAGCUACUCCGAAAUAUGUUUGCUUGUGGGAAUCACAGGCUUCGGUCUCGUUCUUUCUACCUGUUGCCUUUACACACGACUAUCGAUGCAAGGAGUCGCGGCAAAGGAUUUUCACGUCGUAUAUUUUCUGCCUGCGAUCGUAACGUCCAUGCUGUUUCUGCUUGCGGCCAACAGAGGAUUGUUAACGAGCGUCACGUGGGGCGUGACUGUUGGCAGUUUGGGCACAUGGGGCGUCCUGCAACUAAUGUCAGCCUUUCCGUACUGCUUCACGAUGGGAGAAGCGACGGCAGUUAUGCACAGUUGUAUCUUGUUCUUGAUGUCGGCCGUUACCAAUUUACCUCUGCGAUAUCAUUUACCUCCAAUUCACGAUAACGACAUCAGCACAGUUUUGUUGCAGGUGGGAAUACUGUAUGUAAUGUCAGUGUGCCUUCUGUGUGGAUAUUUUCCUAUUCUGCACAACACAAAAUACUUUUACUCAAUGACCGUCAGUCUCCUAUGUUUCAUAACUGUUCCGCUACUUUGCAUCAUUCUUGACCAAAACCCAGUAAUGUGGAUCAUUACUUUUAUGUUUAACGAUCGUAAGAGGGCCGCGAUAGUCGCAUACUGGGCAGUGUGUCUCUUGCUGAGCAUCUUUACCAUAAUGUGUCAAAUAUUAUCCAAGUCACAAGCUACGAGCUCUUGUAGAAAAAGCUUUCACAUUUUAGCCAUAUUUGUAUAUAUUCCUGGCAUGAUAUACGAUCCUUCAUUGUUGUACUUGGCCAGCGGAGUGAUGCUGGCGCUGUUUAUUGCUCUCGAGACAAUCAGACUUUUAAAGAUUCCGCCCUUGGGAGAAAUUUUGCAUGAAGGAUUUACUCUAUUUGUCGAUGAGAAAGACUCUUUACUCUCACUGACAGCCAUAUAUCUAUUAUGUGGCUUAUCGUUUUCUCUUUGGAUGCCUACCAGUAAUUUGACACUGUUGGUGUUGUUCAGCGGCGUGUUGACGAUAGGAAUCGGUGACACUGCUGCAAACUUUGUCGGAUGCAGAUGGGGUUCGCACAAGUGGGUCGGCACAGAGAAAACUAUCGAAGGCACCGUCGCAUGCGUGUUUUGCCAAGUUUGUGUAAUACUCGGUUUAACAUUCUGCGGUAUAUUUCGGUUCUUGUAUCUUUUCAACAAGCGUUCUUCACUUUUCACUAAGGCUCUUGCUCUUAUUUGCGUUUUUACUCGUAUUUUUCCAGGUUUCGUGGACAGUCACUGGCUACUGCUGAGAAGCAUCUUGGCGGCUGUAUCGGUGUCGUUGAUCGAGGCACGCACAAAUCAGGUGGACAAUUUGGCCUUGCCGUUGUUCAUGUACGUGUGCUUGAUGAUAUAAGCACACGUGCGCCGUUCUUCCCGUUUUGAUAAUUCAAUGCGAAUUAUCCUCUUUAAAUAAACAAAUGUAAUUAGUCACGAAAUGUCACUGUUGCGAGCAUGGUUGUUUAUAGGUAUUACGUUGUUAAGCACACAAUGACGAUGUACAAAUAUUUAUAAUUAUAAUAGUUCUUCAUGUGUGUGCGUUAGAUAUUAUAUAUAUAUUUUUUCUAUAUAUAUAUACAUAUAUAUAUAUAUAUAUAACAUUUAUCCAAAGAUGUAAUAGAUGCAAUCUGUAGAGGAAAGAUUGAUGUGAGAUCGCAUUUACAUUUUACGGACUUGUACUUUUUUAAGAUAUGUGAAAUAUUAUAGUUAUAAUGUGUAUCUCCGACAAAGCAUUUUUGUAAGUUACGUAAACUUUCUGACAAAGAGCUAUUAAUGCAAAUAAAAUAUUUUUCUAAUUAUUUGAA